Molecule: messenger RNA, 597 nt
Organism: Striga hermonthica
Lineage: Eukaryota; Viridiplantae; Streptophyta; Magnoliopsida; Lamiales; Orobanchaceae
Source: the annotation of a GenBank genome assembly
AUGGCUUAUCUGCAUUACGGGAAAAAUGUCCUGCGGCGUAGCGCGAUGCACCACCCGCUGCUCCACGCUGCUCAAGGCGUUCGUUACCGAAAGCUGGAGGUUAUCCUCACCACGACGAUUGAUAAGCUGGGCAGGGCUGGGGAAACUGUCCAGGUUGCGCCGGGUUAUUUCCGUAAUUAUCUGAUGCCGAAGUUGCUUGCUGUGCCGAACAUCGACAAGUUUGCGUAUCUCAUUACCGAGCAGCGCAAGAUUUACGAACCUAAAGAAGUUGAAGCGGUUAAAGUAGCUUCGAAGAAAGAGGGAAGCAGCAUGAAAGAGUAUGAGGCUGCGGCAAAUCGUCUUGCCAGCACAAGAUUGAAUAUUAGAAAGUUCAUCAUAGAGGGAAAAGGACUUGAGUUGCGUGAGCCAGUGACCAAAGAAGAAAUCAUCGCUGAGGUCGCCCGUCAGCUUCAGAUACAGAUCGGACCAGAAAAUCUGGAACUACCAGAUCCUUUGUCGUCUUUGGGGGAAUACAAAGUCCCAUUGCGUUUGCCAAAAUCUUUACUUAAGCCAGUCGGAGACGAGUGGAUCCUUAAUAUAAAAAUUAGGAAAAGAUGA